CCGCUUUCCCUCCUCCCUCCCACUUCGCUCGGUGCCCUCGGUGGUUGCAGAGCGGAGGGUCGCAGCAGCCAGCACCAGGGAUAGGAAGAGACAGGGCGCCAUGAGAGACUGGGCUGCAGUAAUAAAGCCACUGGUGAAGGCGUUCAUCUAGAGUGAGACUGAAGGGCGAUUGAAGAUGGCCAAAGAAGGGCCCCCCAGUGUCUCCAGAGACCUACAGGAGCUGCAGAGGAAGCUGUGUUUGCUGUUAGAGUCCUUCCAGAAUAACUCGAAGGUGGUUGCCUUUAUGAAGUCCUCAGUGGGUCAGUACCUGGACAGGCAUCCUUUCCUGGCUCUCAGCAUGCUGAUGUUUGUUACCAUGUCAGCCAUCCCUGUUGGCUUCUUCCUGCUUAUCGUGGUGUUCACCUCCCUGGGUGCCCUUAUGGGGGCCCUAUUACUGGAAGGACUGGUCAUCUCUGUGUGCGGCCUCUCACUGCUCUGCAUCCUCUGUGGCUUGGGUUUCGUAUCGCUUGCCAUGUCAGGGAUAGCCAUGGUGUCAUAUGUGGUGGUCUCCGGCCUCAUGAGCUACUGGUUUUCUCCCAGGCCACUGGCACCACAAAAUGCCAACGUUGACUGUCAGCUGGCUGUGAAGUCCGCAGACUUUGAAGGGCUUGACCAGGAAUGACGGGCUGAAUGGAACCAAAGAUUUUGUCCCCUCCCUGCUCGGGUCCAUCAGAGAGAGAGGGCCCGGCUUCUCUUCUCACUGUGUCCAAACUCCUGAAGGGGCAGGGUUGUCUCUCCACCCCUUCCACCCUAGUUCGCAGUCUUGACCUUAACAGAGCCCUGGGCAUGGGGACUGGAAAGCCUGACCAUUAAUUAGAGACCCUAGGUUGAGUCUUGGGCCCCAACUGUGGGUAAGGUAGAUUGUUUCUGAAGUUUAGUUUCUUUUUCUUUUUUUUUUUUUUUUUUU
Messenger RNA from Psammomys obesus (fat sand rat), 946 nucleotides. RefSeq names its product lipid droplet assembly factor 1 (gene Ldaf1). The coding region runs from base 176 to 661 and encodes 161 amino acids. NCBI's taxonomy places the organism in Eukaryota, Metazoa, Chordata, Mammalia, Rodentia, Muridae. The record is from RefSeq and is a predicted model, not a curated record. The transcript is spliced from 5 exons.